AUACAGCGCCGAAAUUGCAUGUUUACCUCCAGCCAGCAGCUUGCGGUCAUGUACUUGUAAUUACACAGGAAGUUGUUCAAGAAGGAUACAGAACUGAGCGUGAGAAAUUUUACUCCACGGUAAAACUCAUUCCUCGCCCCCUGUCCCCCCCGAGCCAUGUCAGAAGAUGGCGAUUCCGCAUUCUCGCACAAAAUAAAUCACAAUGGCGAUUUCGUGUCUCCCGACGGACUGUGCUGGGUGUCUGUUCUGUCCUGCUUGCUUCUUGCCUGCUCUUACGUCGGAAGUUUGUACGUGUGGCGCAGCGACCUGCCCAGGGAUCACCCGGCUGUGAUAAAGAGGCGUUUCACCAGUGUGCUCAUCGUCUCGGCGCUGUCGCCGGCCUUCGUGUGGGCAUGGAAGGAGAUCACCGGCGUGAGGCCUGGGCCCUCCCUGCUGUCACUGAUGGGAAUACGGCUGGAGGGCAUCGUGCCAGCUGCCACUCUGCCGCUGCUGCUCACCAUGGUGCUGUUCCUGGGUCCCCUGGUCCACCUAGCCAUGGACUGCCCCUGGGGUUUCCUAGAUGGAAUCAAAGUGGGAAUUGACCCGUCGUUCUGGGCUCUGUGUGUGAGUGACAUGCGGAUUCUGAGGAACCAGGUGGUGGCGCCGCUGACGGAGGAGCUGGUGUUCCGGGCCAGCAUGCUGCCCAUGCUGGUGCCCUGCACCGGUCCCGGAGCUGCCAUCUUCACCUGCCCGCUCUUCUUCGGAGUGGCCCACUUCCACCAUGUGAUUGAGCUGCUGCGCUUCAGACAAGGCAGUGUGUCCAGCAUCUUUCUGUCUGCAGCAUUCCAGUUCUCCUACACUGCGGUUUUUGGAGCCUACACUGCCUUCAUCUUCAUCAGAACAGGUCACCUGCUGGGCCCGGUGCUGUGUCACUCCUUCUGUAACUACAUGGGUUUCCCGGCAGUGAGCACGGCCCUGGAUCACCCCCAGCGCCUGUCCCUGCUGUGCUUCUACCUGCUGGGGCUGCUGCUCUUUCUGCUGCUGCUCUUCCCCAUGACCGACCCCCAGCUGUACAGCGGCCUCCCACCGGUCUGCAGCCUGGCACCCAGCCCCGGCUCUGUGUGCUCCUGACUCAACACAUACUCACAUUUUCACAUGCCUACACAAAAAUAUACACACACACACGCACGCACGCAC
Molecule: messenger RNA, 1176 nt
Organism: Megalops cyprinoides (Indo-Pacific tarpon)
Lineage: Eukaryota; Metazoa; Chordata; Actinopteri; Elopiformes; Megalopidae
Gene: rce1a
Product: Ras converting CAAX endopeptidase 1a
Exons: 8
Coding region: 157-1110 (317 amino acids)
Biological process (GO): CAAX-box protein processing
Cellular component (GO): endoplasmic reticulum membrane
Molecular function (GO): metalloendopeptidase activity
Source: RefSeq, a predicted model, not a curated record